GGAACUGGCCCUGCGUCUGUGUAGUGGCGGCUGCGGCAGCGGUGCUCAGAGAGAAAUCGCUGACAUCGAUAUGCUGGUGGUUUCAUCGGGGCAGCCAUCAGCGGCUGCUGCAGAAGCGGCCAGCGACGUGGACUUCAUGCUGAACGUUCUGCACUGGACAGGGCUGAUGCGCCACCCUCACGCUGGUCCCUGGUCAUGCCGCGUCCACUACCUGGUCAACGCGUUCUCCACGGUGGCCUUCCUGCUGUUCAUCUGCUCCCAGUUUGUCCUCCUUUGGCGGAACGGAACGACAGAUCUCGAGGUUUUUACUCUCACGGUGUGCAUCCUCAUCACGUCAUGUUCCUGGAUGAUCCGCCUCAGGCACUUAGCAGCAUGGGAGGUUGAGUUCCAAAGGCUUGCUAUGGAGAUGCGCUUCGGCUUUGAUGAGUUCCUGAGGGCCGACGAGUUGCGGCUCCUGCACCUCAGAAGCCGCUCGCACCGCCGCUUCGUGUCGGCCUAUCUGUGUUCGGGCCUGUUUACCUCAGCGGCGUUUGUCUCCAUUCCCGUCAGCGCUGAAGGGUUUCCAUUCGUAAUGGCGCUGCCGUAUGACGCAUGUCAGCCGUUCGCCUUCGCCGCCACGUGGUUGUACACUGCCUACCUCGUCUUCUAUGUGGUUACAGCCAACAGGGCUGCCGACUCCUUCAACAUCAGCCUGAUCGUUCAACUGCGCAACCAACUCUAUCUGUUGAGCAGAAAGCUUUGCAACCUAAACGACUGCAUCUCACACACGAAAUCGUCUUCGACCAAAGAAACACAGCGCUCAGAAGAUGUAAGCCAAGACGUUUACUAUCAGCUUCGAAAGUGCAUCCUUCAUCAUCAGUCAAUCAUAAGGAAUGUUGAGGUACUGGAGCAGUGUUUAGGCAGGAUGUUACUGGGACAAUGCCUCGCCAAUGGGACAUCAAUCUGCUUACUUCUGUUUCAGGCUGCAAAGAGGGCUAAGGGUGUGCGAGAACUUGGUAAAACAAGCAGCUACCUGCUCAACACACUUUUUGACCUCUUCGUAUACUGCUGGUUCGGGGACGACCUCAUUUCGGAGAGCGAAAACGUGGCUUCGUCGGCCUACGGCGCAGUGCCGUCAGUGCAGGAAUGCUCCACGGGCAUCAAACGGUCGCUGCUGCUUCUGAUGCUCCGAGCCCAGAGGCCGCUACGCAUCACUGCCGGUGGAUUCUUUGCCCUCUGCAGGGAGUCCUUCGUGUCGGUUUUGAAUGUCUCAUAUUCAUUCUUCACCAUUCUUCGUAAUUUCAAGGAUGAUUAGAAGUGCCUACUUCUGGUUGCGUUGCCUCUCCCGACGGAAUUAACUACUUGUCUCGCUCUAGGAUUACAAUGAAUCA
Messenger RNA from Schistocerca nitens (vagrant locust), 1370 nucleotides. RefSeq names its product odorant receptor Or2-like. Lineage: Eukaryota; Metazoa; Arthropoda; Insecta; Orthoptera; Acrididae. Gene Ontology annotation, biological process: detection of chemical stimulus involved in sensory perception of smell; sensory perception of smell. The record is from RefSeq and is a predicted model, not a curated record. The transcript is spliced from 7 exons. Gene Ontology annotation, cellular component: plasma membrane. Gene Ontology annotation, molecular function: olfactory receptor activity; odorant binding. Bases 71 to 1294 code for a protein of 407 amino acids.